Messenger RNA from Aedes albopictus (Asian tiger mosquito), 1688 nucleotides. RefSeq names its product synaptobrevin homolog YKT6 (gene Ykt6). The coding region runs from base 16 to 564 and encodes 182 amino acids. The record is from RefSeq and is a predicted model, not a curated record. Gene Ontology annotation, biological process: endoplasmic reticulum to Golgi vesicle-mediated transport. The transcript has a single exon. Lineage: Eukaryota; Metazoa; Arthropoda; Insecta; Diptera; Culicidae. Gene Ontology annotation, cellular component: Golgi apparatus. Gene Ontology annotation, molecular function: SNAP receptor activity.
GAUUGAUGACUUCCCAUGAACUAUUUUAUUUCUGCAACGAAUGCUAUUAUACAACUAUCAAUUUAUGAAAUAUAUUAUGUUACUUCCAGCUUUGCCAGCAAAACAUUGAUCGAACGUACCCAGGCAGCCGCCCGUCAGUCGGUCAAGCAGGAUGUCUACAUGUGUCACGUCUACGUUCGGGCGGACAACCUGGGCGCGGUGCUAAUCUCCGACCACGAAUACCCCCAUCGGGUGGCCCACACGCUGCUGACCAAAGUGCUGGACGAUUUCAACGUCAAGAUUGGCAGCGAUCAGUGGCCCUCGGGAAGUGAAUCUUCGAUCAACUUCACCACACUGCCGGCCACGCUCAGUAAGUAUCAGGACCCGCGGGAAGCGGAUGCACUCACCAAAAUGCAGGAAGAUUUGGACGAAACCAAGAUCAUCCUGCGAAACACGAUAGAAGCCGUGCUGGAACGGGGCGAAAAGCUGGACGAUUUGGUGUUCAAAUCCGAAGAACUUUCCAUACAGAGCAAAGCGUUCUACAAAACGGCCAAAAAGACCAACUCGUGCUGUAACUUUGGGUAAAUUCACGCUAGAUGGGGGAAAAGACACACGCAACCGUUCACAAAUAGUUCAACAACCCACCAAAAAAUCGAAUGCAAGAGACACGUUGCUUCUUUUUGGUUGAUUUGUUGAAUGUUUCUGUACACGCUCGCUCUUUUUCGUUUGCGGAAAAGGAGUGUUUCUCAAAGUUGCGCCGUAUUAUUCAAUAGCAAAGCCUAAAUUAAGCAACACAUUUUACAAUUAGACGCAUUAUGCUACUUUAUUUUGUGAGAGUUGUUAUGUGAAAUAUAUAAACCAUUUUUUUGAGAAACCUAUAAGUUAUUUUUGGUUCAGAUCUAAUUGAUUUCACACCAACGUAUUCUUAUUUUAAACCAAAAACGUGAACUUUUAAUCUUAACGCAAGAAAUUGAAACAUAAUUUGUGGACAUUAUCUAUGUCAAACUAAAAGGUCCUCUUCUCCCUAAGCAUUGCUCAUUGGGAAAAAUAGUCGAAAAAGGUAGACAAUUUUCAAAAAAAUGUCGUCACAAGGCCCUGUCAGAAAACUAAUAGCACAUUCAAGAGAUAAUUUUCGUGGCAAGAAAGUUAUUAAUUUUGUCUACAUAUAAAGUGUUUCCCAAUGUGCAGCGAUUUAGAACUGGAAAAUAACUAAAUCAAAACAAAAGCAAGUGGGAGAAUAAAUACAAAAUGAGAUUAAAUUGAGGUUACUAAAUAUUCCGUUCUCAAUCCUUGCUUGGGUCUGAGCCUUUUACAAUAAUUGUACCACAUGUUCGGGUUCGGGACUCAGAAUGAAUAAAAUAUACACUUACGUUGAUGUGCAUCAUGCAUGGCUACCGAUGCGAACGCGAAAUUUUUAUCAUUCCGCCAUUUUUUGGCAGAAACCGCUUGCAGUUUUUAGCGAUUUGAAUUUGCAUUCGUCGAAUCAGAUGCGAGUACUGCGAGUACAUACUAGAAGGAGAACAAACGAAUGACAACAACCUCGAUCUUAAGAACGCAUACGCUAACGAUCACAAGGAUAACACCUAUUAUACAAACAUAAACUGUUGUUCACCAAUAUGAGCAUGUUGAUGGCAUAAGGCUACAUUUCACAGCAGAGCAGUGCUGGUCGAUACAAUAAAAUAACAUAAUGAAUGCCUUUUAGCCAUGAA